Paramecium octaurelia is the source of this 1461-nucleotide messenger RNA. The record is from the annotation of a GenBank genome assembly. Lineage: Eukaryota; Ciliophora; Oligohymenophorea; Peniculida; Parameciidae.
AUGAAAUAUAUUAAAAAACUAAUCCUAACAUUUGAGAGCAAGAGUUUAGAACAACAAUAUUAAUUGGAAAAAAAAAACUAAAUCUAGCUGCCAGUUUUCUUAUUUAUAAUUGUACUCUCUUUUAUUUCGAACUGUGUUGUUCUUGGAUUCCAUUUUUUCAAUUCAAAGAUUGAUACUUGGUAUUUGAAUGUUGCAUUUAGCAUUACAACACUACUACUGUUCAUAUUUAUUGUAGUUAUGAAAAAACAUUAGUAUCUAUAGGAUGCGAUUACUAUAUCAAAUCUCAUUUUGGGUUUUUUAGAAUUAAAUGUAGAUCCUGCUUCAUCCGAUUAAAUCGAAUUUUACUCUUAUGGAAAUACAUUUAUGUAACUAGAAGCAGUUUUAUACAUUGUGUCUAAUUUUGGUCAUGCUACUCUUCAAGUCAUUUUUCAUUUUAUUCUGCGCAUCGCCAUAACAAUAUUUUUAUCAAAACGGACAGAUUACCUAUUAAUCUUUAUAGGUUUUACAAGUGGUGUGAUAAUACUGGUGACAAUAUUCUAUAAAGAAAAAAGCUCUAGAAGGUUGUUUAUAUAAAAUUUGAAGGAAAAUCAUUGGGAAAAUAACAUUUCAUUCAUUAUCCAAAAACCUUAUUUUAGAAUUAAUUAUUAAUAAGAGUAGUUACUAUUUAAUUUAAUAAAAGAUAAUAAAAUUGAAUAAUUUCCUGGUUACGAUAAUUUUUAUUGUGAUGGAUGUAAUGUAAGAAAGCUAUUAAGAUGCUAUUUCAUCGAUAAAAAUUUAACAUUAGAAGAAUAUUUGCUUAAACAAAAGAAUCAUAUCUCUUAAAAACUUAUUUUAACUUUUAAGAAAAGAAAAUUUAUUUUAAAAUUGUGUAGUUUGGAUGUUCAAUAAAUUCAAUAUUUGUUUAUUCUUGAUGAAAUCAGCAUUUAAUUUAAAAAAGAAGAAGACAAAAAAGUAAAGCAAAAUGAUUUGAUUUAAUUUCUCAGGUCAAAUAAAGCAUUUAGUUAUUAACAUUUUUUUAAUUGGGGAGCACAAUCUCUAUUAUUCUUAAACUCUAAGAUUAUCAAAAAGAUAAACUUAUAAGAAUUAAUGAUUUAACUCCUCCACAUAUUUAAAUCUCACGUAUUUAAUUAAAUUUAAGUUAAAAUAAUUACAUAUGAUUAGAAUGCUUCUAUUUACACUUUUUAUUAUUAAAUUAAAAUAUUUAUGAUGUAACUUUUUGAAGUACUAUCAAUGAUUCAACGAAAUAAUAAUCUAUAAAACUAAAUCAUUCUCAAAAGGAAGGGAUGUGAUAUUUUGAUUAAAAUUACAAAUUUGGAUAUAGAAUCUUUCGGAUAAAUGUUUGAAGGCAAUUUCUUUUUAAAAAAUCUUUAAAGCUUAUUACUCCACGAAAUUGAAAUAUAAGACGGAAUAUAAUUGCAUUUUCGAAACUAUCCAAUAAAAUCAUUUGCAUUUGAUAUUUGA